Mya arenaria is the source of this 1183-nucleotide messenger RNA. RefSeq lists its product as uncharacterized. The coding region runs from base 500 to 1183 and encodes 227 amino acids. The transcript has 8 exons. The record is from RefSeq and is a predicted model, not a curated record. NCBI's taxonomy places the organism in Eukaryota, Metazoa, Mollusca, Bivalvia, Myida, Myidae.
GCCGACAACAUCGACAUGCAGGAACACGCUGGCGAUGACAUAUACAUGCACAUUACUAGAGAUGAGAUACCAGACUUGCAUGAGGAUUCCAUUGUUCCCAUCGCUGACUCAACAACCAUGGAUGUGACUACCACAUCAAACAACACCAGCAUUAUAGAUUUCGACAUAACCGACCGGGAUGUUGACGAAGUCCAGCCCAUUAUGGAAACGCCACCACGAUGCACUCGACGAGACCGUGUUGGAAGACAGGGGCAUCGUGUACACUAUCAUUGAUGCUGUACUCAGAGGGGGUCGACGGUUUUGGCUUCCAGCCUAGGAUUUUCUAACGGAAAAAAGCGGACUAAUAAAUCGUCUACGAUAUGGCGUUGCACACGAAGAUCGAAAGCCUCACAAUGUCCUGUCCUCAUCCGCCAUCCGAGCGUGCUGACAAAAGGAGCUGAAACUGAAGGUGUGCGCAAAGGUUCGCCAGACCGCCCGUAGUGUGGUGAUCCGGAAAGCCAUGACAAUAGCGGAGAAUGCAUUGUUGGAGAACAGUGGGCCAGAUGACGUGGGGCGGCCAAAGAAGAACCUCUUGAAACGGGUUGCCAAUCGUGCGCGAUCAAAGCUUAGACCGGAAGAACCUAAGGGAUUAGAUUUUGAGUUGGACGGGUCCUUCAUCAACAAGGACGACUUUCUAGUUGCCGAUAUUCAGAUGGAAAGCCAGCGACACUUCGUUUUCGUGACGGAGUACCAGUUGUCUUUGCUGCGCGACGCCAAACGCUGGUACAUCGAUGGCACAUUUAAGGUAGUUGACGAGCCAUUCAGACGAAAUGGCCAACUUUUUUCAAUACAUGCGUUCAUCGAGAAGGCGGGACAGCUGAAGCAUAGUAGACGUACAAAGGUAGACUAUGCCAGCAAUCUAGAGUCGAUAAAGGAGAGGAUCGGGACAGCAUCUGUCGAAGGCUUUGUCGCAAAUUAUGAGCAAGCUGCAUGGCAAGCAGUGCGAGACAUGUUUCCGGGGGUUGAGAUGGAGGGCUGCGCAUUCCACUGGAGCCAGGCCGUGUGGCGUCAUGUCCAAUCUGUGGGGCUUGCAGAAGCCUACCGAAGGAGAAUUGGUGUUCACAACUUCGUCAGGAUGUUACUGGCCCUCCAGUUUCUACAUGCGGCCCACAACGCCCGAGCAGUGGAUGCACUGAGAGCAUAA